AUGUGGAGGUCCCCUCCCCCCACUGCCACAUCCGCAGCAGGGGGAGAUAGGAGAAGGGGGGGGGGGGGGGGGCUGGUGCUGCAGAUCCCCUCCCCCCCCACUGCUGCACCCGCAGCAGGGGGGAGGGCACGCGGGCAGGAGGAACCCCCUCUUGCCACCCCCUCACCCACCAUGUUGCAACAGGGCACCGGGGCCGCGGUUAGGGGCGGCAGGUCGCGAGGGGCCAUGGCUAGGGGCGACGGGGCCAUGGCUAGGGACGGGGCCGGGCGCUGGGCAGGUACGGGGCCGGGUGCUGGGCUAGGGACGGGGCCGGGUGCUGGGCAGGUACGGGGCCGGGCUUUGGGCAGGUACGGGGCCGGGCGCUGGUCAGGUACGGGGCCGGGCGCUGGGCAGGUACGGGGCCGGGCACUGGGCAGGAACGGGGCCGGGCGCUGGGCAGGUACGGGGCCGGGCGUUGGCAGGUACAGGGCCGGGCGUUGGGCAGGUACGGGGCCGAGCGCUGGGCAGGUUCGGGGCCGGGCGCUGGGCAGGGACGGGGCCGGGCGCUGGGCAGGUAAGGGGCCGGGUGCUGGGCAGGUACGGGGCCGGGCGUUGGGCAGGUACGGGGCCGGGCGCUGGGCAGGGACGGGGCCGGGCGCUGGGCAGGUAAGGGGCCGGGCACUGGGAAGGAACAGGGCCGGGCGCUGGGCAGGUACGGUGCCGGGCGCUGGGCAGGUACGGGGCCGGGCGCUGGGCAGGUACGGGGCCGGGCGCUGGGCAGGUACGGGGCCAGGCUCUGGGCAGGUACGGGGCCGGGCGCUGGCAGGUACAGGGCCGGGCGCUGGGCAGGUACGGGGCCGGGCGCUGGGCAGGUUCGGGGCCGGGCGCUGGGCAGGUACGGGGCCGGGCGCUGGGCAGGUACGGGGCUGGGCGCUGGGCUAG
This is a messenger RNA of Closterium sp. Naga37s-1, 921 nucleotides long. NCBI's taxonomy places the organism in Eukaryota, Viridiplantae, Streptophyta, Zygnematophyceae, Desmidiales, Closteriaceae. The record is from the annotation of a GenBank genome assembly.